This is a messenger RNA of Closterium sp. Naga37s-1, 558 nucleotides long. The record is from the annotation of a GenBank genome assembly. Lineage: Eukaryota; Viridiplantae; Streptophyta; Zygnematophyceae; Desmidiales; Closteriaceae.
AUGUGCAUAGAAAUCCAUCCCUCAUUAUGCCACACGUCCCUCAGCCUUCACAUCGCGGUGCUCUCACCUCCCUCCCCCCUCCCUCUCUCCCCUUCCCUCUCUCCCCCCCCCCCCCCCCUCCCUCUCUCCCCUUCCCUCUCUCCCUCCCCCUCCCUCUCUCCCCUUUCCUCUCUCCCUCCCCCCUCCCUCUCUCCCCUUCCCUCUCUCCCUCCCCCCUCCUUCUCUCCCCUUCCCUCUCUCCCUCCCCCCUCCCUCUCUCCCCUUCCCUCUCUCCUCCUCCCGCCCGAAGCUGUUCUCAGCUGCCCCCCUUUCCUUCCCAUCUUGCCUGCCAACCUGUCAUCCCAUCCGCUCUACGCUCAGAUCCCCAUGCCCUUUCAACUCCCGCUCUCCUUUCACAUCUCCCCUCCCUUCCCUUCCAUCACCCCUGCCCUCUUUUCUUCUCCCCACCCUUCCCCCCUAUCACAUUUCUCUUCUUUCACAUCUCCAGGGCCCUUUUUCUUAUACCUGGAGCCUUCCUCCCGUCACCCCUCCCUUUGUUUCAGCUACAAGCAGGACUAA